Apaloderma vittatum (bar-tailed trogon) is the source of this 1560-nucleotide messenger RNA. It is a transcript of the gene CASP10, whose product is annotated as caspase 10, apoptosis-related cysteine peptidase. Bases 16 to 1560 code for a protein of 514 amino acids. Lineage: Eukaryota; Metazoa; Chordata; Aves; Trogoniformes; Trogonidae. Gene Ontology annotation, molecular function: protein binding. The transcript has 9 exons. The record is from RefSeq and is a predicted model, not a curated record. Gene Ontology annotation, biological process: proteolysis; negative regulation of extrinsic apoptotic signaling pathway via death domain receptors.
GUUGGUUCCAGCAAUAUGGAGUGUGAUUUCAGCUUGAAGUUCCAUCAGCAGCUUCUGCUUAUUGAUGAAGAUCUGGUGUCUGAAGAUGUAGCAGCACUAAAAUUUCUCUGUGCUGACUUGCUCCCUUUCAAAAAGCUAGAACAUGUGAAGUCAGCUGUGGACAUCUUUCAGCUUCUCAUGGCUGAAGAAUAUCUGAAUGAAGAAGAUACUUUCCUACUAGCUGAACUCUUAUACAGAAUUAAAUGUCACUCCUUGCUCAGGAAACUUGGUUAUACCAAGGAGAAGGUGCAAGAAUGUCUGCAUGAGAGAGGAAGAGUGUCUCUGUACAGGCAGAUGCUGUAUGAAUUGUCAGAGAACAUUACCAAUGAGAUGUUGACGGAAAUCAUAUUCCUCCUGCAAAACUAUCUUCCAAAGCGAUGGGUAACUCUUUCCACUCUGGAAUUGCUGAUUGUAUUGGAAAAGCAGGGCCUUUUAGCUGAAGACAAUGUACAGGUGCUGGAGGAAAUCUGUAUGAAGGUUUCACCUGAUCUCCUGGAAACAGUAAAUCACUACAAAAGGACAAAAGUGUCUCUGCCUCAGCAGGAGAACACUCUGCCAGUCAAGGAAUCUUCACUGUCUCACAUUGGAGACAUUGCUUCCCCACAGGAGACCUCAAUCAAAUCUGUCAGUUCUCCUAACUAUGAUAAUAGAGCAGCUAAUCUUACACAAGGCUUCUCUGAAAUUAACCUGAAGCUGCCUGGACAAUUCAGCAAUAUAGAAAAUGAGACCAAGAAGAUGACAAGCUACAAAAUGGAUGGACCACACAGAGGAUUUUGUCUCAUUUUUAAUAAUGUUCACUUUGGUGGAUCUCUUCUGGAGAGGAAGGGUUCUUGCAAAGAUGCUGAGGAACUGGAGCGAGUAUUCACAUGGCUUGGUCUGGACGUGACGACGUACACAGAUCGGACAUCUCAGGAGAUUGAAGAGCUCAUGCGAGCUUGGCAGAAUUUGCAAGCUCACAAAGACAGGGACUGUUUCAUAUGUUGUAUCCUAUCUCAUGGAGAGUCAGGAGCAAUCUAUGGGAAAGAUGAGAAACUUUUAUCAAUCCGUAGAAUCAUGUCCCACUUCACUGCCAAGAAAUGCCCACAGCUGGCUGAAAAACCCAAACUCUUCUUUAUCCAAGCAUGCCAGGGUAAAGAGAUACAGCGUCCUGUCUAUGUUGAAGCUGACGCACAAAACCCUGGCUUGCCUUCCACGCAACACAGUGUUUCUCCUUCUGAAAGUAUUCCCGAAGAGGCUGAUUUCCUCCUAGGCAUGGCCACAAUUGAUGGAUAUGUCUCCUUCCGACACAUUGAACAGGGUGCUUGGUAUAUUCAGGCCCUGUGCAGCAAGCUACAGUUGUUGGUACCAAGGGGUGAGGAUAUUUUGUCAAUCCUUACGGAAGUUAAUGAAGAUGUAGGCAGACGUGUUGACCGCUUGGGAACCAAGAAGCAGAUGCCCCAACCAGCCUAUACCUUGAGAAGAAAAUUGAUAUUCCCAAUACCUAGAGACCCUCCUCCUUCACAGCAACAUCGAGGCUUUUAA